Sphenostylis stenocarpa is the source of this 2889-nucleotide messenger RNA. NCBI's taxonomy places the organism in Eukaryota, Viridiplantae, Streptophyta, Magnoliopsida, Fabales, Fabaceae. The record is from the annotation of a GenBank genome assembly.
AUGGAUAGGCGCCUCAACGGACUCACCGUUCCGUCGAGCUCCAACGGCGGCACUGCCGCUGUAAGAUCUUCAUCUCCGACGCUGCAACCAAACUACAGUAGCCGAUUAGUUCAGGAAACAUUGGAACACUUGGCAUCCAUUGAUCUGAUUGAGUUGUGCAAAGAAGCCAAAGUUGAGCGCUGCCGAGCAACUCGAGACUUGAGAAGUUGUGGUCGCUAUGUCCACCAUGUCUUGAAUUCGUGUGGGCAUGCCUCUUUAUGUGAAGAGUGUAGUCAACGGUGUGAUAUCUGUCCAAUUUGUAGAAUCCCAAUUUCAAAAAGUGGUGCUAAACUGCAUCUCCGACUUUAUUAUGAGUGCAUAGAAGCUGGCCUUAUUUCAAAAAGGUUUGAUGAGAGAUUUCAGGAAAUAGAAGACGGGGAGAAACAACUAACUGCUGAUGUCCAGCACCUUUAUUCUUUGUUUGAUGUUGCACUUGAGAAUAACUUGGUUUCUUUAAUUUGCCACUACAUCACAGAUGUGUGUAUGGAUGAAACUGCUGUUUCCAGUGAUCCUGUCAUAGCAUUUUUGUUGGAUGAAGUGGUAGUGAAGGAUUGGUGCAAGAGGACGUUCAGAAACAUCAUUACUGAACUGCAGGGAAUUUAUAAUAUGGAUGUUUUAGUCAUGAAAGAGAGAUUGAGUUUACUUUUGAAAUUUUCAUUAUACUUGAAAGGUGUAUCAAAUGUGCUAGACAUUUUGGAGUCAUCUUUUAAGGGUACUCUUUCAGCACAACUUCAUGAUUUGCACCAUCUCCAAGAGAGCAUCUUAAAGACAAAGCAGCAUAUGGAUAUUAUUAUUUGGUGUACAAGACAUCAAUUUUUGGAGGGUGUGAGAUCAGGUUUUACAGAUAGUUCAUCAUGGUCAUCUGUUGUUCGGAUGCGGAAAUCAGAAGCAAUAAGACGAGCUUGGCCUGAUGCAAUAAAUCAGUCUAUGGAGUCAUCAGGAGAUGAAGGGACUCUAUUUAUUGAAGAUGCAUUGAAUAAUCUUGAUCUGGAGGAGGGUUUUACGAAUGAAAUUGUGGAAGGAUUAGAAAUUGCAUCCUUGCAGAAGGAUGGUGCAUCAUUUUUGGGGUCAAAUACUGACCAGAUGCUGGGAUACUAUCCCUUUAAAAAUCUUCGUUCUGCUGCUGACUUGCUCUUUUUACAUGGAGGCUCUGAUACGGUGAUUGCAAAACAGGCCAUUUUUCUGUAUUAUUUGUAUGAUCGCCACUGGACAAUUCCUGAAGAAGAAUGGAGAUACAUACUGGAAGACUUUGCAGCUACAUUUAGUAUUAGCAGGCACUCAUUACUUGAGUCUUUGACUUUUUAUCUUUUGGAUGAUCACACAGAGGAGGCUUUACAGGAAGCUUGUCGCCUUCUUCCUGAAAUAACUGGCCCAACAGCACAUCCUAAAAUUGCUGAAGUAAUGUUAGAAAGGGGUAGCCCCGAUAUGGCUCUCAUGGUUUUGAGGUGGGCUGGGCGUGACGGUGGACCACAUAUGACUUCACUCAGGGAUGCUGUCACUGCAGUGCGGGUGAGGGUUGAGUGUGGGCUUCUGACAGAGGCAUUUAUGCAUCAGAGGAUUCUCUCCACCAGAGUGAAGGAAAAAAAAUUGAAUAAAAGAGCGUCUGGGGAAGCUUCUGAGAAACUAAAUGAUCAAUGUAGUAAUUGGGUUGAGGUCCUGGUGACUGAGAUUUGUUGCCUCUGUAUUAGGAGGAACUUGGUGGAUCGAAUGGUAGAAUUGCCAUGGAAUUCUGAGGAAGAGGUGUACAUACAUAAAUGUCUUUUUGAUUAUGCUAUUGAAGACCCAAUAAGGACAGCUGGAAAUCUACUCGUGGUGUUUUAUUUUCAGCGCCACAGAUACUUGGAAGCAUAUCAAGUUCAUAUUAAACUUGAAAAGGUGGAGCAGGACUGCAUUUCAAAAGGUUCUGUAAGUCAAGAAUUUCUGCCAAAAUUAGAAAAGGCUAUUCACUGGAGAACUAAUUUAAUUAAUAGAUGCUUGGAGUUGUUGCCAGAAGUUGAGCAGCAGCAACUGAGGAGUGGAAACUUGACUGAGGGUGCUGUGAGUUCUCGUGAAGAAGUUGAAAUUCCUGACAAAUUUGAUAUUCCUCAGAUUCCGGAUUCCUUGUCGACCAGUUUAUUGAUUCCUUCAUCUGCAAAUUCUUCCUUGUUGCAUAGAGACCAUCCAACUGGUUUGUUGAGUUCAUCGACUUUAGGAACUUCAGCAAAAAUAGGUAUGUCUUUCCCCAUUACUGGCCCUGAGCUUGGUAAGUUUGGUUCAUCGUCUUAUCAUGAUGGGUUAUUUACCAAUAAUGAGAGGGUUCUAAGUCAUCAAGGUAAAAUUGGCAAAAAUCUUAGAUUUGAUAACACUCCUACACCAAUGAAGCAUGGGAUCCAUUUCAUGAAUGGUUCACCUCUCAAGGGAUUUAAGAGGACAUCACCAAGCAAUUCCCAGGAAAAUAUGCCAGACAAAACCUCUCCUGGAGUUGAACGAAAUCUACUCUUUGGCCAUAAUCAAACUACUACCAGAGGUCCUAUGUACUCGUGGAAGGCUACAAACCAUGUUAUUAGAUCCACACUUAGCUAUCCUAAAGAAUUUGCAAAUGAUCUCCCAAAUAUAUCUAGCAGGAAUGUCCAAUCACAUAAAGAUGAUAGAAGUUGGAACAUGGGGUCCACUAAUGAUCCAAUGGAUGUUUCUCAGGGCCUUUUAGAGAAGAAAUUAAAUGCUGAAGAAAACAUCAAUGGUGGACCUAGAUGGAGAUCUGAUGAAGCGAGUGAUGAGGAAGAUGAUCUGGAUCGAGGAAGAGCUAUGGAUAUAGCUUAUUAUGCAACUCCUCCAACACGGACAAGACGAAGCAGAGUUGUCAGGAGAUGA